Messenger RNA from Amphibalanus amphitrite, 1245 nucleotides. Its product is annotated as muscle-specific protein 20-like. Gene Ontology annotation, biological process: actomyosin structure organization. Gene Ontology annotation, molecular function: actin binding. The record is from RefSeq and is a predicted model, not a curated record. Bases 141 to 650 code for a protein of 169 amino acids. The transcript has 4 exons. Lineage: Eukaryota; Metazoa; Arthropoda; Thecostraca; Balanomorpha; Balanidae.
AACAGGCGCGCUGGCACCGGCCGCCCGCACCCUUGGCUCCUCGUAUUUAUAGCGGCCACCUUCUGGUGAGUUCAGCGCGAGUCGGCUCCGCGAGAGGACGUGUCCCGCGCCGGUCCGCCAGCCCGCCCCGAGCCGACACCAUGGUGCGCCGUGACCCCGCCCAGGAGAAAGAGGUACUCGAAUGGAUCGAGGCCGUGACCGGACAGAAGCUCCCACCAGGCCGCUAUGAAGACGUUCUCCGAGACGGCAUCGCCAUCUGCAACCUGAUGAACAAGCUGUCGCCAGGCUCCGUCUCCAAAAUUCAGACCAGCGGAGGCUCCUUCAAGCUGCGCGAAAAUAUUGAGAGGUUCCAGAAGGCGGCCAAGGCGUAUGGCGUCCCGGAGGAGGAGAUUUUCCAGACGGCUGAUCUAUACGACAUGAGGAACAUCCCUCAGGUGACGCUGUCGCUGUACGCGCUCGCCCGCCUGACCCAGAAGCAUCCCGAGUACAACGGACCCUCGCUGGGACCCAAAAUGGCGGACGCCAACAAGCGAGAAUUCUCCGAGUCGCAGCUGCGCGCCCACGAGGGCCAGCUCAACCUGCAGAUGGGCUACAACAAGGGCGCCUCGCAGGCCGGCCACGGCGGCAUGGGCAACACGCGGCACAUGUGAGCGCGGCCGGUGAACGGGCGGGCGGGCGACGGGAGCCCGGUGGGCGGCGCUGGCCGUGGGGCGGCCCAGUGACUGUGCUGGCAAGAGAGUGGCACACCGGGGCAAAUUAUGGACCCGGUGGACCGCGGGCGAAUGGAGCAUCGUGCAGAAGCCAGCAAUGGAUCUACUGGGGCGGUUACUACACGCUCCAGAACUCUCUUCACACUUUAUGCGCACCUUUCAGCCGGGUGUAUCGUGAUGCGUGUGGAUCGGCCUGGUGCCAAUUUGACUGGUGUCUGAGCGGUAUGGCGUUACCUUGUUAUGCGGCCCCUCGUUGAGUUUGGACUCGCCGCGCUUUGCUCUGUUUCAAACGCACACAGCGUAUGAAUGUAGAGACUGGAUGAUUUUUACGCUUUGCUGCUGCUGCUGAAUGAUUAUCGUUAGAGUAACUCUUGUGAUGCGUUACAAUAGUUCCUUGUUUGACUAUUUGUUAGCCAAUGCUUUUUUCGUAUGCGAAUGGUGAUGUUACGGAUAAUCCACUACACUACUGAUUUCAGGUGUUUCUAUGAGCGCUGUUGGCGACGAGUGUUUGUUAAUAUAACAAGUUACAUUGUGA